Molecule: messenger RNA, 2463 nt
Organism: Cololabis saira (Pacific saury)
Lineage: Eukaryota; Metazoa; Chordata; Actinopteri; Beloniformes; Belonidae
Product: desumoylating isopeptidase 1-like
Exons: 8
Coding region: 95-799 (234 amino acids)
Biological process (GO): protein modification by small protein removal
Molecular function (GO): peptidase activity
Source: RefSeq, a predicted model, not a curated record
CGUCACUCCGCUCUGCAGCGCCUCCCCUCGACCUGUGCCGUUUAAAGCUCCGUGGUCUAGUUAGUUCACAGAGAAUAGAGCUUUAUUUUAAAUUAUGGAUAAAAAUACUACGCAAUACAACGUACAACUGUAUAUUUAUGAUCUAUCAAGAGGAAUGGCUCGCAGCCUCAGUCCUAUCAUGUUAGGUAAACAGCUGGAUGGGAUUUGGCACACGGCUAUAGUGGCAUAUGGAGACGAGUUCUUCUUCGGAGGGGAGGGGAUCUCCAGCUGUUCACCUGGUGGGACUAUGCUGGGUCCUCCAGACACAGUGGUGAAUCUCGGUGAGACCGAAGUGACUGAAGAAAUCUUCAUGGAGUACCUGUCCUCUCUUGGAGAAAGCACAUACAGAGGUGACAGGUAUCGUCUGUUUGAGCACAACUGCAACACGUUCACCAACGAGGUGGCUCAGUUCCUGACAGGGAGGCAGAUCCCCUCCUACAUCACCGACCUUCCGUCAGAAGUCCUCUCAACGCCGUUCGGCCAGAUGCUGCGGCCCAUUCUGGACUCGAUUCACAUCGCUCCUCCAGGAGCUCUGGAGCGGGACGGGACCAGUUCACUCUAUGUUCUGCACGCAAACCCAUUUGAUACAGGCACCCAAUUUGGACCAAUCUUAAGAUGUUGGUCAGAUGGCAUCCCAUUUGCCAUAUGUGAUACUCGGGUACAGAUACUUGACUCAGUGCUAUCAAGGUACCCAAAUGAUCCUCCCUCCACCACCUUCGCUGUAUUUGGUCAUUUUUCCCAACAUGCUACUGGGCGUUAGAGCCAAACAACAUUGUUUACAGAUGUCUUGUGGUCGUUUCAGAUGCCGUUUUGCAAACGUCCGUCAUCGUGCUCUUUUUUUUUUUUAUUUGAUAGAAGAGCCUUUUUCCUUGCAACCCGUCUGCACAAACCAUAUUAGUUCAGUAUGCUUUUAAUUGUUCUCAGUGAGGCUUGUAGGGUAUGAGAUGACGCUCUUUUGAAAUUUAAAAAAGAUUUUUUUUAACUUUUGUAUUUUUCACACAGGUAAAUGGAAUAGUUGAGUCGUCCACUUCUAGGAAGAUUGGCAACUUUCUUGAAUACAUUUCACCAUCAAACAGUUGUUUGGAUUGAUGUGCAGCAAAGAAAAAUGAAAAAAAUGCUAAUCUAAGACUGUUGCUUAUGUUUUUCCCUUUAGGCAUUUUGUUAAAACGCACGUGAAUGCUGCAGACCACUAAACUGUUCAAACCUCUGCUUUUCAAAAAUUGAGCGGCAGAUGAUGUAGUUGCAGCUUACUCCUCUAAGUGCAGUAAAUAGGUAUCUAACAUAUCCCUCCCCUCACGUGAGUAUAAUUAUGUUUGUGCUUGAAAAAGGAUUAAAACAGGGGGGGGUUCUAACUUUUGCAUAUGACUGUAGGUGCCUCUUGACCUGUGCUGUCCAUCUUCUUAUUUGGAGUUAUUUCUAAGUCUCCACGUGUUUCAGACAUGCACAGAUUUCCUUUUAGGUAAAUGUGGCCGUACAUGACCUGCUCGAGUCCUUUAACAGCUACCGGUGUGUUUGAAACACACCACCCGUCUGUGCCUUCAUCUCCCUCUGCGUUGCUACUCUGUACAACACAUGGUUGUCAUGCAGCACAUGUGCUGACUUUACACGUAAUCUGCAUAAUGAUGAUGUACGAGGGGCCCGGAAGCAAAUAAACGGGAUCAAAAGGUAUUAAGGAGCUUUCAACAAUACUCAUAAAACAUAUGGUGCCACAUUUGCACACUAAAAUGUGCAGCUUAAACUGCUCUACAUGUAACAAUAUACAGUAAGCCUGUAGUCUCAGUGCAUUAUUCACAGCACUUACGCAUCCACGAGGGGACAAAUCUGCCCACUUUCAGCUUCGCUCAUGCACCAGAUCACAUUUUCUAGGUUUUAUCUGACAAAAAAAUCAUAUCAUUAAACCUCCCAAGUUUUUUUUUCUGCUAAGAAAUAGGGGGAAAACGAUUCACUAAGACUGAUUAAACCAGCAUUAGAUUGGAAUUGUCAUCGUGCAAUAAAUAAACUGUGCAUAUUCUUUUAUUUUACAAUUAAGUAAUUGCCAAGACUUAGUGCACCUGGACAAGAUCAUUUCAUUUGCAAGUUUUUCAAAACUUUUUCCUUUUAAUUUUUCAUUUUGUUCCUCUCAAGAUGAUAGAAAGCUCAGGAGAAUCUGAAUCCUGCGAUCUUGCCUUCUCCUACCCGACCGACACGCUAACCCGACCACUGAAAUGUAUUUCUGCACAAGUCGUCUUUUGUAGAUUUAAUGCGUGUUGUUGCUUGCUACUAGCGGUAAUUAAAAAUUGCAAAUCAUAGCAGAUAUUUAUGGAUAUUUAUUUAAAAUUUACGUAAUAUAAGUAUCUUAGAUAUAUUUAUCCAGAUUCUCUGUAUGGUUUAAUUGUUGUCAUUGUAAAUCUAAUUAUACAUUAAAACCACUGACUGCAAAUUCAA